ACGGACUCACAGAUGAACAGAAGGAGUUUCAAAAAGUGGCCUUUGACUUUGCAGCCAAUGAAAUGGCCCCACACAUGGCGGAGUGGGACCAAAAGGAAAUCUUUCCAGUGGAGACGAUGCGUAAAGCGGCCCAGCUGGGUUUCGGUGGGAUUUACGUUCAGCCAGAUGUCGGAGGAUCUGGCCUUUCUCGGCUGGACACGUCGAUCAUCUUUGAGGCUUUGUCCACGGGAUGUGUGAGCACCACAGCCUACAUCAGCAUCCACAACAUGUGUGCCUGGAUGAUAGACAGCUAUGGCAAUAAAGAGCAAAGGGAAAAGUUUUGUCCUGAUCUCUGUUCUAUGGAGAAGUUUGCCUCCUAUUGUCUCACUGAACCAGCUGUCUAUGUGGGCUGGAACUGUCAGCCGACCAGGGCCGUGAUAUUUGAGGACUGUGCGGUUCCAGUGGCGAACCGGCUCGGUGAGGAAGGACAGGGCUUCAACAUCGCAAUGAAAGGCCUGAAUGGAGGCAGGAUUAACAUUGCUUCCUGUUCUCUUGGGGCGGCACAUGCUUCUGUGCAGCUGGCGAGGGAUCACCUGUUAGUGCGCAAGCAGUUUGGAGAAACACUCUCAAACAACCAGUUUCUUCAGUUCAAACUGGCAGAAAUGGCCACCAAGUUGGUUGCGUCUCGCCUUUUGAUACGUGAAGCAGCGCAGGCGUUGCAGGAGGACCGCCCCGAUGCUGUUGCCAUCUGCUCCAUGGCCAAGCUCUUUGCCACAGACGAGUGCUUUAAUAUCUGCAACCAGGCUCUUCAGAUGCACGGUGGGUACGGUUACCUUAAAGACUACGCAGUGCAGCAGUUUGUCCGGGACAUCAGAGUCCACCAGAUCCUAGAAGGAACCAAUGAAGUGAUGAGGAUGAUCAUUUCCCGAAAUCUGCUGUCGGAGUCGUGAUAAAGCUCGUCCUCUGGAUUUAAACUGACCAUGUUGUUAUGGUCUUCAUAUCUGGUUUGUUACAGUAUGACUGGUGCUGCCCUCACUUGAAUGUAUGUUCAUCCACCCACCCUCCAUCUAAUAACCCUCGCAAAUCAUCAUCAUUGUCAUAAAUAAACCCUUUAGACCCCAUGUUUGAAUGUGGACACCACAUCAGAUGUAAUGUAAGUUAGCACAACCAACUUCAGUGUAGUUUUUUCAAUCCUUCUGUCACAAAUCACCCUUGACACUCGUCUCCAACUGCUCCACCCUGCUGGCACUCCGUCUGUUGCUUUGAAGGGUUUACCCCAGGUAAUUAAACUCAUCCACCAGCGACGGAGAGAUGACAGAGGAAAAAGUAAUAAGAAAAAGUAACAGUUCAUAAAAUCCCAGCAUCACUGUCCCUAAAGUGGUCUUUCAAUCCUUAUGUAUAUUCAUAGUUAUUGCAAUUUUACUGUAUUUCAUCCUUUUCUUUGCUUUUUGCAGAAUUACAGAAAUAUGUCACAGGUGCUGUGAAGGUUAUAUAAUGAAAUGUUACACUCCAAAUAAAGCUUUCUUAAAUUGA
Molecule: messenger RNA, 1512 nt
Organism: Neolamprologus brichardi
Lineage: Eukaryota; Metazoa; Chordata; Actinopteri; Cichliformes; Cichlidae
Source: RefSeq, a predicted model, not a curated record